AUGGAUAAGAGCAGCAAAAACUCCAACGGCAACAACAGGCAUCGUUCACCGGCGCAGGAGCAAGGACAGAAGCAGCGAGGCCGACUUCAAAGGAAGGCUCAGGAGGCCGCCCCCAAAGUUUCAGAGGAGAAGCCCCAUCCGUUUAUUGGCCAGGAACUUCGUGUCGUGCUUGAAGAUCAACGUGUUAUUGUGGGAACACUCAUUGCCUACUUGGGUCUCGGGGAUUUGCUUUUGCAGGACGCCUUGGAAGAGCGCCGUUACGCUGAUGGGGAAUUGAACCACCGGCAACUUCGUUUGAUAGCAAUACCUUUCAAGCACGUGACGGCGAUGCACCGGCGGCGCCCGGGAAAUACUCCCAUCGCGCAGGUCGGGGCUUGA
Molecule: messenger RNA, 378 nt
Organism: Trypanosoma brucei brucei TREU927
Lineage: Eukaryota; Euglenozoa; Kinetoplastea; Trypanosomatida; Trypanosomatidae
Exons: 1
Coding region: 1-378 (125 amino acids)
Source: RefSeq, a predicted model, not a curated record